This is a messenger RNA of Gadus morhua (Atlantic cod), 4910 nucleotides long. It is a transcript of the gene bahd1, whose product is annotated as bromo adjacent homology domain containing 1. Gene Ontology annotation, cellular component: chromatin silencing complex. Gene Ontology annotation, molecular function: transcription cis-regulatory region binding; chromatin binding. NCBI's taxonomy places the organism in Eukaryota, Metazoa, Chordata, Actinopteri, Gadiformes, Gadidae. The coding region runs from base 844 to 3441 and encodes 865 amino acids. Gene Ontology annotation, biological process: negative regulation of DNA-templated transcription; heterochromatin formation. The transcript is spliced from 8 exons. The record is from RefSeq and is a predicted model, not a curated record.
GAAACUCCAUGUUUUCUCAACAUGAUGCGUCAACAUGAAAAGCGGAUGAUGAUGUUAUGUAAAAAAUGCUAAAGUAGUCGCAGUUUGUUAAAUGCGAGUAAAAUAUUUAUCCCGCGGCGAAUUCCAACUGCUAUUCCAGUUUCCGCAGCGGCACCGACGGACGGUUCCCCGCUCGGCCGCGGACAGAUCCGCGCCGUUCGGAGAGGAGCUCCAGUGGAGCGGAGGAAGAUGAUCGCAACUCGACUGAGUCGUCCGCUGGUCGCUCUCCCUCCCGGGGUCCAAACACCUGACCACCACCCCUCCUGGAGGAGUAGCAGCCGGAGGGGCUUCUUUAGUGGACGUUUUACUCGGAACAUAACUAUCUAGCGUUUCUUCAGGAAAGAGAAAAACACUGAAAGUGGCUGGAGACUUAAUUCAAGCGACCGAGGACACCGUGAGAACCGAGGUAAAGCGGGGUCAGAGCCCGGCGUGCUGGGGGUGUUGGCACGCUGAAGGAUCAACUUGCUUCUACUGGUAAAGCGCCUGGUCCUCAUGCGGCAGCAGCCUCGCAUGAUAUUAUCUCCAGCAUGCCACUUCGGAAGUAGGUCACCGUUUACCGUGUUGCCGUGACUCUGGCUGCUGGAGGAUAUUCGCUCCCACGGAUCGUCUCGCAGAUCGGCUAUAGAAACAUUUUCAAGCAGGGGAAAAACCUUCGGAUCUUUUCCUGGUCCGUAGACCCAUCGCGAUCGGGACUCGAGGGGUGGUGUGGGCCCAGGUGAUGAUCCAUGACCAUGCCCACGGAGGGGCUUCUGUGAGCUGAUCCACCACAGCAGGCCUCGGGGACAAGGCAGCCUCGCUCGGACCAUGGUCAGAGCUCAGCCCAAGCGGCCUCUGCAGCGAGGAAAGGCUACGAAGGAACCCAAGGGCAGCAUACGAGGAAGGAAACAGAAAGAGAGGAACAAGCACAGGGCGAGGAAGAGGAAGGAGACCAAGGGGAGCCGGAGCGGGAGACGGAAGACGCCGGCGGCGUCGGGCGAUGGCGACGCGUUGGACUGCCACGUCGUGCUCUCGCGUCUGGAGGAGAGGAGGCUCCUGGGUAAGGUGAAACCCGCCUCGAAGGGAGCCAAGCUGAAGGCUGCGAAGGACAAACGGAAGGAGCCACCCGGCCCGGCUCCGAGGAGGACCAAGUCCCACCGGCCACUGAAGAGGACCUCCUCUGUCGCCGAUCAACGAGCAGCAGAACCAGAACCCGGUCCGUCGGAAGCUCCGCCCCCGCCGAGCCCGGCCGCGUGGGAGCCCCGGCGGAGGAGGAUGGCCUCCCUCAACGCCGAGGCCGUCAACAGCCUGCUGCUCCACCGAGCCGCCGGGCAGCCCAAGAGGCCGCAGCACGCCAGCCGCCGCCUCGCCGCCGACGCCUGCCCCGCCGAGGCCCCGGCGCCAGAGGAACCUAAAGGAGAGGCGGUCGAGGAGCCCGGCCUGGUCCCUGAGGCCGACGCCGGCGGGAGGCCGCGGAAGAAGAAGGCCAGGAAGGAGCCGGAGAACAUCGACUGGUCGGCCGUGUUCACCCCGGCUCCCCGACGCCAGGCCGGGCUCACCGCCGCCACGCUGCUCAAGCUCACCAGCGCUCCGUACGGAAACCGGCGGCAGAAGAAGACGACGACGACGACGACGACGGAGGCGGCGACGGGGGCCAGGGACACCAAGACGUCGGCGUCCCCACAGAAGGAGAAGGUCGGGGAGCCCCAGGGGGGAGAACCAGCGCCGACCCAAAGAUCACCACAUCCAAAACGCACCGAGCUCCAACUCAAACCCGGACCACAGGAGGCCAGGGAUCAGGCCCGCCCCCGGCAGGACUCCCCCGUCCCGACCUGCGGGAGCGUCUGCAAGAGCGAGACGCCGGACCACGAGGGCCAGUGGCGGGGGUCUCCGGGCGGGCAGGGCUGCUAUAAAUGCGGGUCGCGAUGCGGCCCGGUGGUGGGGUUCUCCCUGAAGUCCAUCAAGGAGGAGCAGGUGGAGAGCGGCCUGGCCCCCUGCUACUGCUGCUCCCAGGAGAUGUGCAUGGAGUACUGCCACAGGCUCGCCCUGUUCCUCAAGGACAAGAGCUUCAAGGAGUCUGAGGAGGGCUCGCUGUCCAAGGUGUUCCACCACCACCACCACCACCACCACCACCACCACCACCACCACCUGCAGGCGCCCCACUCCCUCGCCCACCCGGCCGCCAUGUCCGACGCCCGCUUCCCCCACGAGUACACCUGCUGCCCCGGGUACUACGUCCACUUCAGCCACUCGGACGGCCCGCCCUCGCCCAUCGCCCCCGUCUCGCUGUGCCCCAGGGGGGGCAAGCGACCCAAGCUGAUGCCUGCCGCCGACCCGCCGGCCCCGGGGAUCUCCCGCCCGCUGUACUGCUGCACCUCGGUGGGGGCCUGCUACGGAGAGGCCUGCAGGGUCAGCGGCUACUCAGCCUACCCCCCCGGCGCGGGACGGACGGGCUGCUCGCUCUGCACCAACGACCAGCGCACCAAGUGUAACCAUGGCGUCAAGACCGAGAGCUUCUCCCAGGCCGUCGGGGACCAUCGCAACCCCUCCUCCGUGCCCGUCGCCCCCAGCCCGCGGACCCUCACCGGCUGCCCCGUUCCCACCGCGCCUCCGGCCGGCCAAUCAGUGCCCCGCGUUCAGACCCCGCUCUCGGACCCCCGGGGGCCGCGGCCGCCGUCGCGGGCGGUCCAGGAGAGUCCUCGGAGCGCCGAGGGCCCCAGCGAGCCCCGGCCCGGGGCCCGCGCAGCCGCCGUGCCCGCGCUCGGCGGCGACAAGAAAGACAAGAAGCCGGGCGCGCCCGCCGGCAGGGAGGACAACAAGAAGGGCAAGAGCAGCCGCCGGAGAGCCACCAACGGCUGGCUGCCCCUCGGCCUGUCCUACCAGAAGGAGGUCUUCACCGUGGAGGAGGAGGCCCCGGUGCUGAGGACCUGUUUCGAGGGGGUCCACCGGGACGGGGAGGUGAUCCGGGUCAGGGACACGGUGCUCCUGAGGUCCGGACCCAGGAAGAAGACUCUGCCUUUUGUGGCCAAGAUCUCGGCCCUCUGGCAGGACCCUGAGUCAGGAGAGAUGAUGAUGAGUUUGUUUUGGUACUACCGGCCGGAACACACACAAGGAGGCCACAACCCCAGCGUGCAUUGUGAGAACGAGAUCUUUGCCUCGCGCCACCAGGACGUGAACAGCGUGGCCUGCAUCGAAGACCGAUGCUACGUCCUCACACUGGCCCAGUACUGCCGAUUUUGUGCCUUGGUGAAGUGCCGUAAAGAGGGUCUCCGCACCAACGCCGCCUCCCUGGUGGUCCCGCCCACCUUCGACCACGCCAUGCCAGCCCACCGCUGUGUGCCCGACGACGUAGACGCGGACCUGGUGUUCGUCUGUCGACACGUCUACGACUUCCGCUACGGACGCCUCCUCAAAAACCUGCAGUAGCAAUCCUCGUCCCGACAUGUUCAGUCCCUGGUUCCUUCCUCUCUUCCAGUCCCCACCUCCCUCCUCUAUCACCGGCAUGAGAGAUGGGAAAACGCCCACCCCAGAGUCUCCAAUCUCACACUGACACUUCAGAGAUCAUUUAUCGUAGUAGGGAGUGUCUUAUGUCUAAAAGAACAAAAUAAGUAACAUGAAGAACAUUUGAGGGGAAUCUACGAACGGACAUGGCAGUUAGAGAAAUACAAUGUGAAUGCUUGGUGUAAUUGCUUCGUGGCACUGUAGUAAAGUGUGUGUGAGAGGACUGUACUGUACUCUGCUGCUGUGAAGGAGAAACGCUGCCGCAGCUGUCAGGAUGAAAUGUGAGCCCUGAUAGAGCAGCGGUAUAGUGCUGAAAGAUGAAACAGGUAAAACUCCUCUCCGUCAGCAAUACCAGCUCCGAAGGUCUCAAUGAAGCACAUUAACUAAUGCAACGUGAGCUCAGGCCCACCGCUGGGCUCUUGAGUAAAACGAUUAGCAGCCCGCGAGGAAGAAGACGAGAGUCUUCUCAGAUGUAGACACGAAAGUCUUAAUCUCAUUUGAUUUGGAUUGCACUGCAGGCGUGGCCCGGCCGACGGCCCUGAGAAGGGGGGUGUCCCGGGACCUCUCGCCUCUUAUUGCUAGAAAGAACCGGACUUGUCUCCAGGAAAAGAUGUGAUGCGUCCUUCACUUCCGGUCGGCGUUGGAAAACACGUCGUAAAGGCAGCGGACCGACCAUCCAUCCUGCGCUCUACUGCUGGAGUCAAGAUGAAUCCAGUUUAAUCUGUUUGGUUCAGCCAGUGUAAUCAUGGGGCCAAAGAGCCAUCCUACUUCAAGGAAUUCCUGUAUGGGAGGUUAUUCGUUGUGAUGCUAAUGCUAAAGUCUAUUUUCUGGUUGUUUAGUUUUUGCCUUCCCCCUAGCGGGCUGUAGAGGGGCGGAUCUGAUCCUAGUUUUGACCUGGAUCUGAUUCUGGAUCUGAUUCUGGAUCUGAUCCUGGAUCUGAUCCUGGAUCAUCAUUAAAUGGUGUUUGCGUUUCUAUAUCUGGGCAGAUGGAUCAGUCACAUGUUUAGUUGUUGCUCCCUGACUGAGACGAGGUGUACUUGACGUAGAUCUGAUGUGAUGACUCAUUCCUGUGUUUUCCAAAAAGAUAUGUAUUUAUUUCUUUAUUGAGAAGUUAUAAUUUAUUUUUUAAAAAAGGUCAAUUUAAAAAUGAUAUAUUGGAGAGCGGUAAAAAGGAAGACUUCAUUCCUGGUUUUGAGAAGGUGUUUCCCCUUUCCAGCUGAUCUGUCUUUAUGAGAUCUUCACAGUUAGGUGUCAGCUUCUUGCCAGAGACUUUACACUUUAAAACAGGGUCUUAUCAAACACGGCCUUUCCAUUUAACCCCUAACACUUCUUCAUGACAACAACGUGUGUCAAAAUGAUGAGAACUUAAAGACGUUUCCUCUUUGUUUACCUGA